Messenger RNA from Paramecium sonneborni, 1623 nucleotides. The record is from the annotation of a GenBank genome assembly. NCBI's taxonomy places the organism in Eukaryota, Ciliophora, Oligohymenophorea, Peniculida, Parameciidae.
AAUGCAUUAAAGAAUACUUACCAAUGAAAGUCCAUAUCAUAGAUAAAUCUAUAUGAGACCAAGACUUUAAUCUUAAGACCCAGGACGUAGGGUCUUAACUGAAAAUGAUACCAAGACUAAUAUAUCAAGAAAACUCACCAAAUUCGACUUUGAUUCUGUUCUUACUAUAAGAACAAGUAAAGGAAGCAAGAAAUUCAAACCACAACGCUUUGAAGUUAAACCUAUAGUAAAACAUUUUUGCAAACAUUUAGAAAACUGAAGUCGACUCAGAUUUGGAGACUUAUUAAAGAAUGAUUCUAGCAAAAUUGAAAGAAAAGAAUAUUCUACCUAAAUAACGCUCUUUAAGCAAUGCUACAACAUAAUAAAAGAGCUAAGAUAGAUAUGCUUCAUUAGAUUCAUAAAAUAGAAUUAACAACAAUAAUAAAUAACCUUAGAAUGUACAUCCAAAGAUUUUAUGGGAUCUCUCCGAUGAAGAAUGGUAAUCAUUUGGUGAUCGCUUUCCAUAACACUUUGAAAAAAAGAAGCUUCUUGGAAGAGGAGGAUUCUCUUUAGUCUGGUUAGGAGAGCACAAAAGAACUAAAGAAAAAUUUGCUAUCAAAUAAAUUCUUUCUACCAAUACUCAUCAAUCUCAUAUGAAAGAAAUCCAGUUUGGUAUCCACUUCUUUCAAGAUGGACAACCCAAAAAACAAUUUACCAAUUUCCCAGGUUGCAAAAAUUUAGUACGCUUUCUCACAUAUGAUAUUAAACCUUAAGACACUUGGAUCUUUUAAGAAAUAUGUGGAGAAAGUCUUGGAAAUUAACUCUAUGAUCUUAAAGGAAAAAAUGUUAAUAAUGAACGCAUGUAUAGGGUAUAUAUAUUUCAUUCUAUUUUAGUUGACACAUAAACCUCUCUAUAAUACAUUCAGAAAAGACUUAACCGAACUUAAAAAACUUAUUCGAGAAUUGGCUCAAGCUCUAGAUCUACUAUAAGAUUAAAGAAUUGUACAUUCUGAUCUUAAAACUGAAAAUAUCCUUGUAAAAAAAAUUAAAAAUGAAAAUGAUCUACAUGAACUGACUUAAAUUAAAUUAAUUGAUUAUGGAAGUAGUUUCCCUUUUGAUGAUUUAAAAUAAUUCUCCAUGGCCACACCAGAGUAAUUCAUUUAUUUUAUUUAAGAUACAUGUGUCCUGAAAUACUCAACUAUAUCUUAUAUGAAAAUCAAAUGAAUUAUCGUCCUUGUUUAAUGAAGUAUUUAAGAAAUUAUAAAAAACCUUGGGUUAUUGAUGUGUGGUCUCUUGGUUGUGUAAUUCUAGAAAUCAUAUCAGGAAUACCUCUUUGGAUGAGUCUUAAAACUAUAGUCUCAAAAAAUGGAAAAGAAGUUAUAGAUUAUGGACUUUUUGCUGUUAAGGGUCGAGUUUUUGAUAAAAUUAUAGAUCGUCAAAUGGAAGUUAUUUCGAAUUUAGAUACCUAUAUUGAAAAAAAUUAUUCUGGUAUUAUCAUUUAUUAAUUAAUCAGGAUUGAAAAUAGAUAAUCAAAUACGAUUUAUUUUAAAAGAAAUGUUAAAUUUAGAUCCAGAGAAACGAUUAUCACCAAAGUAAAUAGUUGAAUACUUAUCCACAAAAAAAGAAUACAUUAUAACUUAAUGA